AUGGACCAGAAAAACAAAGACGAAAUUGGACAAGCUGCAAAAAAGUACAUUUACAGUGAUAACCUACAAUUUCUACUCAAGACUGUAACACCCGACGAAACUGAUUCAAGCAUACCAACUCAAAAUGAUUCUGAAAGUCGUCCCGAAAGCCAACAAACAUCACAUAGUCACCUAGACCAAUCAAUACCUUCCCCAUCCACAUCCACAUCUACCACGAUUCGAAGGGGAACGAAAAGGCUAAAUGCGGUCGAUGCAGAAAUAUUAAAAGCUAUCCAGGCAAAUCCCGCGGAAUCGGAAUCUGAAUUAAUUGACGAUGACCAUGCAUUUAUGAUAUCUCUCCUGCCAUCCGUCAAAGAAUUGAACGACGAUGAUAAGUUUGACUUUAGAAUCGAAGUUAUGCAAUUGCUUCGCAGAUUUAAAAACUGCAGGCGUUUGUCGUGGUCGAGCACCGCUACACCUAGCGAUCAUAAUAACUUCCACCAACUGAUUUCACCCCAGCAUGAAACCCAGCAGUUCACAUCCCAGCAAGGAAUGCAACUGAUUUCACCCCAGCAUGAAACCCAGCAGUUUACACCUCAGCAACAAAUACAAUCUAUUGGAGAAUUAUUUUUCCAAGAUUUUUCUAAAAUGUAG
Molecule: messenger RNA, 633 nt
Organism: Parnassius apollo (apollo)
Lineage: Eukaryota; Metazoa; Arthropoda; Insecta; Lepidoptera; Papilionidae
Source: the annotation of a GenBank genome assembly